Chlorocebus sabaeus (green monkey) is the source of this 2155-nucleotide messenger RNA. The record is from RefSeq and is a predicted model, not a curated record. Lineage: Eukaryota; Metazoa; Chordata; Mammalia; Primates; Cercopithecidae.
CUCCGGGCUCUGGGGCCCGGCAGCCGCAGAGUCGAGCCUGGGGCGGACGCCGCAGAAGCGGGUGCGGGCGCGGCCGGAGGAGAGCGGGGCGCGGAGUGUGGUGUGCCCGGCGCGUGUUGGGAGUCCCCGGCGCCUCUCCCGACGGCACCCCCGAAGGCCUGGCCCCGGUACCCUCCGCAGAGCCCGGGGGUGGGGGGCGCGUGCCCGGCGCCGCAAUGGGCCCGGGACCCCCAGCGGCCGGAGCGGCGCCGUCCCGGCGGCCGCUGUCCCUGGUGGCGCGGUUGAGCUACGCCGUGGGCCACUUCCUCAACGACCUGUGCGCGUCCAUGUGGUUCACCUACCUGCUGCUCUACCUGCACUCGGUGCGCGCCUACAGCUCCCGCGGCGCGGGGCUGCUCCUGCUGCUGGGCCAGGUGGCCGACGGGCUGUGCACACCCCUCGUGGGCUACGAGGCCGACCGCGCCGCCGGAUGCUGCCCUCGCUACGGCCCGCGCAAGGCCUGGCACCUGGUCGGCACCGUCUGCGUCCUGCUGUCCUUCCCCUUCAUCUUCAGCCCCUGCCUGGGCUGCGGGGCGGCCACGCCCGAGUGGGCUGCCCUCCUCUACUAUGGCCCGUUCAUCGUGAUCUUCCAGUUCGGCUGGGCCUCCACACAGAUCUCCCACCUCAGCCUCAUCCCGGAGCUCGUCACCAAUGACCAUGAGAAGGUGGAGCUCACAGCACUCAGGUACGCGUUCACCGUGGUGGCCAACAUCACCGUCUACGGCGCCGCCUGGCUCCUGCUGCACCUGCAGGGCUCGUCACGGGUGGAGCCCACCCAGGACAUCGACAUCGGCGACCAGCUGGGGGGCCAGGACGUGCCUAUGUUCCGGAACCUGUCCCUGCUGGUGGUGGGUGUCGGCGCCGUGUUCUCACUGCUGUUCCACCUGGGCACCCGGGAGAGGCGCCGGCCGCACGUGGAGGAGCCGGGCGAGCACACCCCCCUGUUGGCCCCCGCCGUCGCCCAGCCCCUGCUGCUCUGGAAGCACUGGCUCCGGGAGCCAGCUUUCUACCAGGUGGGCGUGCUGUACAUGACCACCAGGCUCAUCGUGAACCUGUCCCAGACCUACAUGGCCAUGUACCUCACCUACUCCCUCCACCUGCCCAAGAAGUUCAUCGCGACCAUUCCCCUGGUGAUGUACCUCAGCGGCUUCUUCUCCUCCUUCCUCAUGAAGCCCAUCAACAAGAGAAUUGGGCGGAACAUGACCUACUUCUCGGGCCUCCUGGUGAUCCUGGCCUUUGCCGCCUGGGUGGCGCUGGCGGAGGGGCUGGGCGUGGCCGUAUACGCAGCAGCUGUGCUACUGGGUGCUGGCUGUGCCACCAUCCUCGUCACCUCGCUGGCCAUGACGGCUGACCUCAUCGGUCCCCACACGAACAGCGGAGCGUUCGUGUACGGCUCCAUGAGCUUCUCGGAUAAGGUGGCCAAUGGGCUGGCAGUCAUGGCCAUCCAGAGCCUGCACCCUUGCCCCUCGGAGCUCUGCUGCAGGGCCUGCGUGAGCUUCUACCACUGGGCGAUGGUGGCCGUGACGGGUGGCGUGGGCGUGGCCGCUGCCCUGUGUCUCUGCAGCCUCCUCCUGUGGCCCAUCCGCCUGCGACGCUGGCACCCUGACACCCGGCCCUGAUUCCUGAUGGUCUCCUGCACCUGUGCAAGGGAACCGUGGGGAUGCAUGAGGGUGCCCCCCGGGGCCUCGAGGAGAAGCCCCCACUGCCCCUCGCUCUCCUCUGGACCCCCACCCUCCAUCCUCGCCCCACUCCUGGGGAUGGGGUCGGGUGAGGGCAGCAGGGAGGCCCGCCAGGGCCUUGUGAAUCCAGGGGCUUGCAGGGACGCCUGGGCUUUGAGGGUGCCCCAUUCUCAACUCCAGCCCAGCCCUCUGGAGGAUUUGGGGUGCCCCUCUUGACAGGGAGCAGGACAUAGGAAUCCCAGAAGGAUCUGGGGGAACCCUCACCCUGAGUUCAGUCCAUUUCACCCCUCACCUCUGGCCUGGGGGUCUCCAGAUGCUGCCAGGGCCCCCUCAGGACGGCUGGAACCUAGAGGAGACCCCAUCACGGGGUGGUGGGCAGCAGGACUGCCCAGUAGGCUUGGUGGACUCUGCUGGCAGCGAAUAAAGAGAUGAUGGUG